AUGGAGUUGUUUUGGAAAGUGUAUGAGAAAAUGUUGAGUAACAAGGAUAUAAGACCCGAUGAUCUUACUUAUAACAAUUUGAUUGAUGCUUACGUGAGGGACGGGACAGUGAAGGAAGCUAAAAAGUUGUUUUUUCAAAUUGUGAAGAAUAAAGCUUUUACUCCAAGUUUAGUGACAUACAAUGUGCUAAUUAGCGAGUUAUGUAAAAUAGGCUAUGUUCUUACGGCGUUUAAGAUUAAAAAAUCAAUGAAGAAUAAGGGGUUGAAAACCGAUAGGUGUGCUUACAAUAAUCUUAUUGUCGGGCUAUGCAAAAGGAAGAGAACUCAAGAUGCAAAGUUGCUUUUUAAUGAAAUGGCGUUUAAAAUAAAAGAUGAAACGGUUGCUCAAGGGCUUGAGGCUAGUUUUGACAAACCUACAAUCAAAGCUUACACAUACCUUUUGCGUUCUUACAUCAAAUCAAGAGAUAAGGCAAAGAUUUUCACUUUUGUAAGGGAUUUGACCGAACUAGGUAUCCCAAAAAACCAAGUAUUACCGGAUCUCUUGCUUGAUGGUUUUUCAAAUGAAUAUAGUUUUGAGAAAACUUUGAAACUUUUGGACGAGCUAGUAGCUAAGGAGCUUUGUUGCAGAAGCAUCUUUGAUCGAUUGCUAUACUAUUUCUGCAAAAAAGGCAAGUUUUACGAAGCAAUGGCUUGCAUUGAUGAAGUGAAGCAGAGGGUUGUUACCAUUAGUCCCGACACUUGUAAGGCUCUUGCAGCUGGGUUGAAAAAUCGCGGCUAUAAGCCUACAAUGAUGAAACAGUGA
Messenger RNA from Erigeron canadensis, 801 nucleotides. RefSeq names its product pentatricopeptide repeat-containing protein At5g65560-like. The coding region runs from base 1 to 801 and encodes 266 amino acids. The record is from RefSeq and is a predicted model, not a curated record. Gene Ontology annotation, molecular function: protein binding. The transcript has a single exon. NCBI's taxonomy places the organism in Eukaryota, Viridiplantae, Streptophyta, Magnoliopsida, Asterales, Asteraceae.